CCAAAGAAAGCAGCACUAAAUACGUGGCAGAUGGGCUGCCGACCAGUGUCAAGACCAAGUUUCAAGGGUUCCUGGACGUUCAGCCAGGGGUCGUCUGCGAAGGGCCGCCUGGCUCUUGGAAACAGAAGCCAGUUUCCCGCCAUCUGCUGUCCGUGGAGGUUGUGCCCUCGCGGCUGCUGCCCUCUGGGUUCCAGCUGAGGAAGGGGCACGUGGGUCUCAGGUUCGUUUUUUGCCCGGGCUGUCCCUCUGCGGCCUUAGGGCGGGGGCUUCUGCCGCGCCAGCUCCAAAGGCGGAUCCAGGAGGGAGGGGCCUCCUCGGAGAAGCGGGGCGCGGUCCCAGCUGCGCAGAGGCUCGCAGGCCGACCCUCCUCCUCACGCCACACCCCUCUGCGUCCGGGUCCACACAUUCACCCCGCGGACGCACGCCAACCCCACCCAGAUGCAAAGCAGGUUUCCAAAGAACAUCUUUGCGUUUUCUUACCAGCUUCCCAGCAUCGAACUAGGGAGGAAGAAGCGGUUGAGAAACAAAACUUUCCACUGUGCUGCCCGUUUCUGCCGACUUGUUCUGAGGCCGAGGAGCCUGUGUUGGAAGAGAUGGUGAUGGGCCCGCACCUUUUGUUGUUGGUCUUCAUUCUGGGUCUGGGUCUGACCCCACCGACUCUGGCUCAAAAUGACAGCAGGUACAUCAAGUUCCUGGACCAGCACUAUGAUCCCAAAACAAAGAACGGGAAUGACAAAUACUGUGAAAAAAUGAUGAGGUUAAGGAACAUGAUCUCACCCUGCAAAGAAAUCAACACCUUUAUUCAUGGCAACAAGGCCAGCAUCAAGGCCAUCUGUGGAAAUCAGAAUGGACAGCCUUACAACGGAAACCAAAGAAUAAGCACGUCUGCUUUCCAGGUCACCAUUUGCAGGCAUAUAGGAGGGUCCCCCCGGCCUCCAUGCCGGUACCGAGCCACAGCAGGGUUCAGAAACAUUGUUAUUGCCUGUGAAAAUGGCUUACCUGUCCACUUAGAUGAGUCCAUUUUCCGUCCGUAACCAAUGGGCCACUGGUCCAGUGCUGGCUCUACUGUCCUUGCCUGACAUUUCUCCUCUGCACCCCAUAACAGUGGUGGCAACAUUCAUUGCCAAGGGCCCAAAGAAAGAGCCACCUUGACCUUUUGUUUUCUGUUUGACAACAUGUUUAAUAAAUAAAAAUGUCUCUGAAAUCAAUAAGAA
Molecule: messenger RNA, 1214 nt
Organism: Saimiri boliviensis boliviensis (Bolivian squirrel monkey)
Lineage: Eukaryota; Metazoa; Chordata; Mammalia; Primates; Cebidae
Gene: ANG
Product: angiogenin
Biological process (GO): antimicrobial humoral immune response mediated by antimicrobial peptide; angiogenesis; antibacterial humoral response
Molecular function (GO): RNA nuclease activity; nucleic acid binding
Source: RefSeq, a predicted model, not a curated record